AUGUCAGAAGUUCAUAGUCUUAAUUCAUCCAAAAAGGUUCUUGGUAUAGAAAGUUUAUUGAUACAAUCAGAAGAAAUCAGAGAUGAAAUUAUUCAAUAUUUAGAUCUGAAAACUUUAUUGAGUCUACUUGACGAUUUAAUUGAUUUAGAACAAAAAAAUGAAGAACAAGAUUCUUCAUAUUCAAUACUUAAAAUAAAAUUGUUUGAACAAUUAUAUCCAAAAUUUAGUUUUUACAAUGAUCACGUAGAGAAACUCAUUCAACUUUAUGAUAAAUUCAAUUGUUUACCUUCAAAAAUUGAGACUAAUGUACUUGGUUUUAAAAACAUCAUAAAUCUUGGAUUCAAUCCGAAAAAUCAAGUUUCGUAUCAUGUUGAAAUUUAUAAUUGUAGAGAUGAAUUUAACGAACUCAAAAAAUUACCUUAUCAACUUUUAAACUUAGAAGGUGUUGUAAUUUCAGAUGGCUUGAUACCUUCGGAGCAUGAUCAAGAGAACAAGAACUAUUUCUUUGCUCGGGAUCCAUUUUUAAGAAACAUGAAACACAUUUCGUUCAAUCACUCCGGUCGUCCAUACGAGGAAGAUCAAGAUGAGGAUAAUGAAGAUCAAAACAAUGAAAAUCAGUCUAAUAAAGUAAUCAUUAUUAGACCAACUCCAUCACUUGAAUCUUUAUAUUAUGGAGAAUUUUCACCUGAACCUUUAAAUUUUAAUGAAUUUUCUUUUGAUGAUAACGAAAUUGAUCUGACAUUAUUUUUCAGUUUAAAACAUGUAAUUGAUUUGACAUUUUCAAGUUUGAAACAUGUAUCACUAGAUCUUAGUUUUUUAGAUGAUGGUGAUUAUUGUUAUGGUCUUUUGAAUCCUUUGGCUUCAUUUCGAUUACCUGAACAAAUUGAAUCAUUAACUUUAAAGAGCGCUGCGAUACAAGAUUUAGAAGGAAUCGAAAAAUUUCAAAAACUAAAGCAUCUACAUCUUGAAUAUAAUAUUUGCUUUUUUAAAUGUUUUAAAACUAAUUAUCCUGAUUCUUUAGAAUCUAUAACUAUAAAUUCAUCUUGCGAUGAUUCAUCCUCUCGUUUUUACGAGGAAUAUUUUGAAAAAUUUUAUAGAGAAGUAAGUGAAGGAGAAAUUAUAGAAUUUGAAAAAUCAGAAUUUGUUAAAGAUAGACGUGGAAUCAUAUUUGGGAAAGAUUUUAAAGCUCCUAAAAGUUUAAAAAAAAUUCAAAUAAAGGGAUAUUAUGGAUUUAAUUGUGGAUUUAAUUUUACUAAUGGUUUAUCCCAAUUAACUGAAUUAAAUUUACAUGGAAUAUUUGAUCUUGAUUUAGUCAAAACACUUAAAAAUUUAUCCAAUACUUUAAAAAUUUUAAUAAUUGAAAAAUGUGACAUAACAAAUGAAUCUAGAGAUCGAAAAUAUCCCAUUUAUUUGAAUUUUCCAUUAAAAUUAAAAAAAAUUGAAUUUAUUGAUAAUAAAUUUGGAAGUGCUUUAUAUUUUGAAAAUAUUCUUUAUUUAGAAGAUUUAAUAAGUUUAAAAAUUAAAGGUAAUAGACUUACUAUUCCGUGGGGUUACAAAUCUAAUCAAUGGAAAAUUUUAAUUGGUGAAAAUUAUGAAAAUUGGAACAAAGAUGAAUUUUUCAAAUAUGCUUCAAAACAAUUAUACGAAUUUGAAGUUGAUGAGGAUCAUUACACAAAGUUGUAUAAAAAUUGUUCUAAAUAA
This is a messenger RNA of Lodderomyces pseudojiufengensis, 1701 nucleotides long. RefSeq lists its product as uncharacterized. NCBI's taxonomy places the organism in Eukaryota, Fungi, Ascomycota, Pichiomycetes, Serinales, Debaryomycetaceae. The coding region runs from base 1 to 1701 and encodes 566 amino acids. The record is from RefSeq and is a predicted model, not a curated record. The transcript has a single exon.